CUGAGGAAGAAGGCUCAAAUUUGGUACAUUGGCUGGUUAGGUAUCGAAGUGCCACCAGAAGACCGUGAAAAGGUCUCUAAGAUACUUGAGAGGGAUUUUCAAUGUCUUCCUGUUUUUCUGUCCUGUGGAAUGGCACGAGACUUUCAAGAAUUCUGCGAACGAAUUUUGCGUCCCACCUUUCACUUUAUGGUUCCUACCAUGGCAGACAUGUGCUUGGCAUUUCACAAGGGCGCUCUGGAAAAGCAAAGUAAAUGGCAGACCUAUAACACUGUGAAUCUUGAAAUGGUUCAACCUCUGGUGGAGAGGUUCAAUGAUGGGGAUUACGUGUGGAUAGUAGAUAUCGAGUUGUUAAUGGUUCCGGCAUUUGUUGGAGCAAGGUGUAAAAGUGCUAACAUUGGGUUUGUUUUCAACACUCCAUUUCCUUCAUCGGAUAUAUUUCGGAUGCUCCCUGCUCGCAAAGAAAUUCUACGAAGUGUGUUGAACUCGAAUAUGAUAUUCUUUCACUGUUUCACUUAUGCCCGGCAUUUCCUGACCUGUUGCUCGCGCCUGUUGGGUCUGGAAUAUCAUUCGAUGCGAGGAGGACUUGUACAGCUGAACUUCAGAGGGCAUCACGUUCAUAUCCGUGCGAGUCAUGUCGGCAUGGACUCAGGGACCUUCUUGGAGAAGUUUGAGAGUGAUGAGCGCGUCCCUCAGUUCAAGGCCAAGUGGAAUGAAAUCUUCCGCUCCAAACACGUUGUUCUCGGUUACGAUGACCUCGAGCCUAUGAGUGGGAUCCUACUCCUGCUCCGCGCCUUUCAAUCUCUUGUCCGCCUGUUCCCAUCCAUCCUGGGCAACGUUGUUCUUGUUCUCGUCACGGUCCCGCUGCAGGAUGCUGAAGGUAACGAGAUACACUCGGACUACAGAAACGAGGUGGCAAAACUUGCGAACGAGCUCAACAAUGAAUACCCGGGGCUGGUCCUUCACUAUCACAGGAGAAUGCCGUUUGCGGAGAGGGUCUCACUUUUUUCCUGUGCUGAUAUGCUUGUCAACUCGUCGAUUCGACAUGGUCUCAAUCUUGUUCCCUUCGAGUUUGUAUUGUGCGGUGACGAGAAGAAAGGAGGGUUUGUUGUCUCGGAGUUUCUCGGCUGCUCUCGUGUUCUGCCUGGCGCUGUCAGGACGAAUCCCUGGAGGGACGAGGAUCUUGCUCGAGCGAUUCACAAGCUGCUGCUGCAAGACGACCACGAGAAGAAGUUCUGGCAUGAAUUGCAAGUCGCUUUCUGUAAGAAGAACACCGUUUACUCAUGGGCAGAGAAGGCCUUUCUGGAUAUGAAGAAGAUCCGAGAAACGAUGUUGGAGCUUGGAGAAGAUGUUCGAGCGCGAUGCCGGGUGGGGAUAGUGAAGAUGCCGCAUAAGGAGAUGUCGUCGAAGCACCUGAAGCUUGAGCAUGUCUACUCGGCAUAUCAGCAGGCACAAACUAGACUAUUGAUUGUCGACAUCGACCUGCUGCUGCGGCCGAUCUUGUAUCCCGAGAAAGCGCUGGAGGGGCCAGCAACUUUGACGUCUAAGAGAGAGAUUGCCAAGUGCUUGCGAAACAUCUCGGAGCACCAGGGCAACUUCCUCUUCCUUCUGAGCAGCUACUCCCCUGAGGAGAUCCGCAACUACCUGGGGGAGAUCGAGGGGCUGGACAAGGUGGGGCUGGCGGCAGAGGACGGCUACUACUACAAGUGGCCGGGAAGCCCUCUUGGGCGAUGGGAUACGAAGAUGCACAUCACGGAUGAGUGGAAGGACGUGGCGGUGGGGCUGAUGCGACAGUACACGCAGAGAACCAAUGGAAGCUGGAUCGAAGACGACAAGAUCUCGUCGGUGACGUGGCACUGGGAGAGCGCAAACCCGGAGUUCGGGUCCCUGCAGGGGAAGGAGCUGCAGAAUCACCUGCAGGAGAUGCUGUCGCACUUCCCGGUGCGAAUCGUCCUUGGCAAGACUUUCGUGCGGGUUAGACAUGAGGGAGUGACGAAAGGAGCGUUUGUCGAGCAUACGAUCAAGCACUACAACAACAGGGGAGGGGUCGAUUUCCUUCUGGGCAUUGGAGAUGACAUUGCAGAUGAAGACAUGUUCAAGGUGAUUGACAGAUUUGACCGCCUCUCGUCUCCUUAG
Messenger RNA from Guillardia theta CCMP2712, 2133 nucleotides. RefSeq lists its product as hypothetical. Gene Ontology annotation, cellular component: cytosol. Lineage: Eukaryota; Cryptophyceae; Pyrenomonadales; Geminigeraceae. The record is from RefSeq and is a predicted model, not a curated record. Gene Ontology annotation, biological process: trehalose biosynthetic process. Gene Ontology annotation, molecular function: catalytic activity. The annotation marks the transcript as partial. The transcript has 3 exons.